AUGGAAGGAGAACCAGAGGAAUCAGAUGAUGAUGUUGAGGGACAGGACAUGUCCAGCACACCCCUUUCCACUGUGCUAUGGGAAAAGUGCAUCCAGCAGAGCAUUUUUGUGGACCUAAGUGAGGAUGAAAGCCUCCACUUAAGUGAUCUGGAGAGGUCUUUUGCUAUGCAUAUCUCCCAAGUAGAGUCCACUGCUUCUGAGACCAGCAUCAAUCUUUGUGGGAGUGCUGAGCUGUCACCCUUGGAUGACACCUCGUCAGAGUGCAGUAGUGUGAACAAUCAGAGUGAGAGGAUGGUAGAGGGGAAGACCAAGAGCAGCAUAUCGCGUGUGUCUGCCCAAAGACCAAACUCCAUGCAUGAUGAGCUGCCCUUAACCCAGGGGUAUGAGGACCCAGGGCAGAACACCAGUGAUGAAGAUCAAGAAGAUCUGCCGUAUGAUGGUGACAUAGGCAGCUCCUACUUUAACCACACAGCUGACUCUCAGGGCAGCAUGAGUUCUGAUGGUAGAGAAACUAUUCAUGGAAGUCCUGAUGCUCCUGGUCUGCUUGAAUUAACUGCAGUAGGUAAAGACAAUAAACUCACAGGGGAUUUGGCUUCUAUUGAAAGUGAGUCUGUGAAAGCAUUAAGGUCUAAGGAGGAGGUCAAGCCUGAACAAUACACCAUUUGUAAUGCCUUAAAGACAACUGAGGAUGGUGCCCCUCCAUGCAGAGGCCUUGGUGAUGAAGUCCAAAGGCCAGAUUUUAACCAGUUGUUGCUGCGACACUUCCCCCAGGAAGAGCUGCUAAAUUCAGGUAGGCUGAUUGAAGCAGAGACUCUGCCAGAGGUGUCCCUCCUGGAGAGCAUGGAUGAAACUCUAUUUAGCAGGGCACCAAGGCACAACAGCACAGAAAUUCCCAGAAAUGAUAUCAGCACAGAGAGUUUCUGCCAAGCUUAUGGUGAAAAGACUGAAAAGAGUAACAGUGCUUCAGAAAUACCAGCAAGUUUGAAAGAAGGAGCUGAAGAAAAAAGCGAUAAUAUCACCUCCACUGCUACAGACAGUAUUACAUCAAAGUCUAAGAGCAUACAAGACAGUGGAGAUAGCAUUGCUCUGGAUUUGCACAAUCAGGAAAACGCCCAAGAGGAAGGCCAGACUCAGAGAGUCUCACUUGUGCGUACCAGGUCCUUUAGUGAGGUGAAGUACGGCCAAGGCCAAGUCCAUUACCCUCUCCCUGACUUCUCCAAGGUUGCUCCCAAAGUAAAAAUCCCCAAAACUCCUAGUGGUCCAACCAGGCCUACUGCUCAGUCCCCUGGCACCAUGCACAGAGCCCAGUCUUCUCCAGGGAUGCUAGAAGUAAUCAGCAGAGUGCUGGAGGACUCAGUCCAGCCAUCAGAGAAUCCCUAUGUCUUCAAAGACCCAGACAAACACACUGCUCCGGCACUGGUGCAUCACCUUCAGGCUGAAUAUGAUAAAUUGUUAACCAGAUAUGCUGAAGCAGAGAACCUUAUUGAUCAAAUGAGACUAGGAACCAAAUCUCAAGCUCCUUCAGAAUUGCUGCUUGAGUUUGAAUGUGAUGAUCUUCGAGACAGCUUAGGUGAAGGGAGCCAUUUUGGAUCAUCGACUCCUCCCACUCCUCCAACAGGGAAAUCUAGUGAGGAACCAACGCCCCAGAGUAACAUUGAGGAGGUAGACACAACUUACCCCAGCCAGCCUGAUCAGCAGGGUCUCAGUGAUGGUGAGAGGAUGACCACUGAACUACAAGACAUCAUCUGCCAAUUCAUGCAGAGGGUGGAAGAAUUCAGACUGAGUGUAAGCAAUAUGUCAGUCAGCACUGAAGGACAGCAAAUGAUGUUGAGGAGUAUGAUGGAGACACAGGACCAGCUGGAGAGGAACUACAUCAGUAAGAAAGAAGAGCACAGAGCUCUGGAGAUGCAGAAUUACAUGGGCAUGUGCAGGAACACUGGCACCUUUGACCCAAACAGGCUGGUGGAGGGAGACAUAUUCAGGAUAGGGAUGCACCUGGAAGACAUAAAGGAGAUCAUAGACAGGAAUGUGUGUGAGCAACUCUCCCCACCCCACUCAUCCUCCACUCCCACACCUAUACCGGUGUCACAGCGCGUGACACCCACCACCUCACCUCCGCCAUCCCAGCAUGAGGGGCAGUGUGCAAGUUUUUCCACUGUGGGAGAUGAGAUGGGAAGAGGGAGAGAGGAAAAGGAGGAGGUGGAGGAGGCCAGUGAAGUGCAUGGAGAUGGUGUAUUAGAGCAAAGCCAUGACUUCAUAACCACUGACUCCCUACUGAAGGAUACUGGACUUAGCAGCUGCCACCCACGCAGCUCACAAGGCUCUCUGGAGGGACUGGACCACACCACAGCUGAGGAUGAGGAGGGUGAGGAAGAGGAGCGGAGCUGCAUCUUGUCAGGAGAGAUUAUCCAUGAUAACAUCUUAGCAUGUCUGAGCGGAGCUACGUCACCUCCAAGACCCAGACAGUGGACACCUGAAAGUAUUACAACUCAGGACAGUGUCCUGCACCCAGACAGUGAAUGUGAUCUGGGUGCUAGUGUGAGUCUGGUUGUAGAGGUCUCUGGUUCCUUGGAUGUUUUGAACACCCAGAGCUUCACAGAGUCUACAGGCAGCAGCUCAUCCAUAUCACAGAGGAUUGUGAGCCCAGAGACAGACAGUGGAUUUGGGAGCUCCUAUCUGAGUCAAUCAGCCACAGGACCAUUCCACCCAAAACUUCUCACAGAAAGUGUACAGCUGCAGAACGAUGGGUUAAGUGGCUCAGACAGCGAGGGCUCCUGCUCCCACCUGCAGACAGCCAUCCAUUCAGCCACCCUGCCAGGCCAGCGCAGGGCCAGCUCUCAUCUGUCAUCUGUCCAAACACAGGCCACUGGUGCUGGCACUGCAGUGGGGCUGUGGGUGGAGAGCACCACCAAGACACCACCAGCCACGCUGCAGGAAUCGGACCUGCCCACCCAGCGCCAUCACCACCUGCCUGAACCCGUUCUCAGUACUGACAUGGAUACAACAAGGAGUGAGAGCCAUCUGUCCACUUGUCCUUGUAACAGUGAGGCUAUCCUGGCCUUGCAGACAGAGGUGUCCAGGCUGAAGAAGGAUCUGGAGGAGGGGCUUGUCCAGCUUCCCCAUCUGGCACAGAGGAUGGACUACCUCACCUCCAAAUACAGACAGGAUCGUCAGGACCGCAAGACGAAAACCAGACCCAGGACCCACCACAAAUCACUGUGUAACAGCCUAGUGAAGAUAGAGGACUGGAUCUCCUCAGACAUGGACCCCAGCAAGAGCAAAGGUACAGGUAGUGGUGACACAGCCAGCUCUGAGAUUAUGCUGCAGUUCCACAGUUCACCUGUAGGGGGCAGGAGAGGCAGCAGCAGCCUGCACUCUGGAUCUGAGGUGCCUGGGAAACUUGAGAGUAAACAGCACUGCAGCAGAGGGGAUGUGGAGAGUGUACACUCCAAGGAGAGAUGGCCUCUUUUCUCCUCUCCAGCUCUUCAGAAGCCUCUCCUCCAGGUCAACUAUGGCUCCUCCUGCAGUCUGCCUGCAAGCUAUAAAGUGAGGGAGCCACCCCUGCAGCCCAUGUCCCAGCACUGGAAGCGUUCCUCCCAGUCAGACACAGCACUUCUGCCCAGCAAUGUGUACUUUCAACGGACGCUGUCACCAGUCUUAGUCCCAUCUAAGAGCAGCAGCAGGAAAAGCAGACAUAAAGGGAGCAAGGAGGAGGAGAUGAACAGGACUCUGGACCGAGCCAUAGAGACGGCCCGCAGCAUGAAGAGGACCACCGAUCGCAUGGCCAAGAGACUAUCUGCUGACCUGGCCACGGCCAGUCUCUACAGGAAGCUGCACAACAUGCAGCCACUAGAGGGCAGGAAGCACAAUGCCUUGUAGCACUCAGGUACAAGUCAGCUGACCCUGUACUCA
Molecule: messenger RNA, 3912 nt
Organism: Myripristis murdjan (pinecone soldierfish)
Lineage: Eukaryota; Metazoa; Chordata; Actinopteri; Holocentriformes; Holocentridae
Gene: aknad1
Product: AKNA domain containing 1
Exons: 20
Coding region: 1-3879 (1292 amino acids)
Source: RefSeq, a predicted model, not a curated record